UUUCAGCGUUUUUCACCGUAUCCUUCUCAUUUCAUUAGACGGGUUCGGUUCGGCUGUUACCCCGCCCCCGCCAUUAUCACAGCACAAGAGACCGGGAUGACGUGGGAAUCCCUCUGGAUUUCGGGCCUGUAGCCGUUUGCAGAAUCCUGUUUMUCUUCUGCCUUAACCUUGCCCGAUYUUUUUCUGGGGAGGAUCUUGGAUGUGUGCUAAAAACAGACUCUAGCCUCAGCUCUCCCUAGCUGAACAUGUUCCCUGCCAGGAAGUGGUCUGGAGUUUUCAGAGUCUUCAGAUUCCAUCAUUUCAGAUCCCAUUCUGUCUCCAGAGCCUCUCCAAACUUGAAUUUCGUGCCAGCCUGUCUUCCCCCAGAUCCAAUGGAAGUGGAGGAGCUGCAGCGCUUUGUUUCUAACUCCAAGAGGCUGUUUGUAAUGACUGGAGCUGGAAUCUCGACAGAGUCAGGGAUCCCAGAUUACCGCUCUGAGGGYGUUGGGCUCUAUGCCAGGACAGACAGACGGCCCGUCCAGCAUGCUGAGUUUGUGCGCAGCGCUAGUGCCCGACAGCGCUACUGGGCAAGGAACUUUGUGGGCUGGCCCCAGUUCUCCUCUCACCAGCCAAACAAGGCACACCUGGUWCUAAGAGAGUGGGAGAAGCUGGGCAAGCUGCACUGGCUGGUGACCCAGAAUGUGGAUGCCCUUCACACCAAGGCYGGGAGCCAGCGCAUGACGGAGCUGCACGGCUGCACACACAGGGUUUUGUGCUUGGCCUGUGGAGACCAAAUCUUGCGUUCUGAGCUGCAGGAGCACUUUGAAGCUCUGAAUCCUACUUGGAAAGCUGAAGCGUUCGGUGUGGCUCCAGAUGGGGAUGUGUUCCUGACGGAUGAGCAGGUGCGCAAUUUCCAAGUCCCAGCCUGCUAUAAAUGUGGUGGAAUCCUGAAGCCUGAUGUGACAUUCUUUGGAGACACAGUGAGCAAGGAAAAAGUCAGUUUUGUACACCAGCGCCUGGCAGAAUCAGACUCCAUGCUGGUGGCAGGAUCCUCUAUGCAGGUAUACUCUGGUUACAGGUUUGCUCUUGCUGCCCGGGAGAAGAAGCUGCCAAUUGCAGUCCUUAACAUUGGGCCCACCAGGUUAGAUCACUUUGCAUCCUUAAAGCUGAAUUCCCGCUGUGGAGAGCUGCUGCCUUUGAUAGUUUGCACAUGACCCAACCGGCUGAGCUUCAGUAGCUAUCAGGAUUAAGGUUAUUUUUACAAGGACUCAUCUUCAGAAAGGGAAAAACUCCAAGAGGCAGUAGUGAGAUCAGUGCACGACCGCUGAGGGCACCAGGAGAGGGCAGCAAGUGUCGCACAUAUCAGCCUCUCCAGUUCUCCCCCUUGAAACUAUCUCCACUUACCAGGAAAUAGAACGAUGAUGGAAAAAAAGUACUUUUCUGCCUUACCUUGCCGUUGUAAACAGUGCCUUUUCAUUCACUGGGACGGGAUAAUUGUUCUGCCGUAUCUGAGGACAAAGUACCUUUCUUGUAAAUGGCCCCAGAGGAGAAGGGGGACAGGGAUUUUGACCAGGUAAUUUGAGGCUAUAGCACAGGAGGGCGAUGUGGGAAAGCAGGACACUGCUGGGGGGAUCCAAUGACACUGGUGGGAAACUGUAGUGUGCAAAGAGGAAAGGAGGCAAGAGGUACUGCAGUUGUCAUUUAAAAGAAAAAAGGUUGAAAAUAAAAGCUGAACAACAACACUGUUCUUCUAAGAGACUAUUUGGAAGCACAGGCCAUCAGGCUGAUGUCUUCCAGCAAGGAGGGGAAGUCAGUAUUUCUCUCAACUGUCAGUUGACAAGCUAAACUGCUUCCUAUCUGACACCUUUAAAAGUUAAAUAUUGUUGAGAUGGCAGAGGAGUUACUUUAAGCUAAUCUGACCAGCACUUUCARCAAGGCGGCUACAUUUUCCAGGAUGCAUAUUUGGAAGAUGUUAUUUAAUUAAUGAAUAGCUAAGAAAUCAAUUAAAAUUGUUUACAAGAUUGAGACUAUCUGCAUUGUAAUUUUCUCUCCCUCCUGUGAUUUAUUUAAGUACAUUCUCAGUAGCCAGUUUAGAUUCAUUUUUUUCCAUUGCAAAAAUGCAGGAUGUCAUUACUAGCAACCAAUGAAUUAAGAGAGAAAUAGAAUUAAAUCUGUGCAGUAGGUCUCCCUCAGGAGGCAAUCUCUAUUAAUAGGUGCUAUUUCCACACUCAUAACAGGAGAUCYAUCACUAGUGGAUAGCCAUUUUUUGUUGAUCUUUAGGGUGAUAUUGUAAGCCAUAUCAAACCAUUUACCAAGUAAAAUACAAAACCUGGCACAAACUAGGACACUAAAUUUUUGAUCUGACCAUCUGCAUGAGUCUACCAUUCCCCUUCUGGCUCUGAGGGACUUAAUUGUUGGAGUUUUCCAAGUGCCCCUCCUACUCUACAAGAAACAUACCUUGUACUAAUAUUUUGACAAGAACUGUAACAAGCAGUUGGRAACAAGGAUGCCAGAGUCAUCUGCUACAAGGUCAAGUAGCAAAGCAAGGACAACCAACCACAUGAUGCAAAGUUCAUUUUUGCUUUGUUGUCUAUUCAAAUCCAUGCCCGGAAGGAGCAAAUCAGGCAGAGAAUCUAAGGGAUACAUAAGGCACCCAAUUUCUGCAGAAGGUAGAGGGCAUUAAGAUGUUUAACAUAGUUCAAGAUUGGCUGUAUUGGGUCAGAGGAGAGACAGUUUCACUUAGAAGCCAAGCAAGAACAGUUCAGGACUCCCACCUGCAUUCUGCUCUCAUUGAAUGGUGAUGCCACUUUCCAGUGACUCAGUGUCUGUUGUUUGGCAGUAAACAAAGCUCACCGAUGUCACUCCAUCUUUAGCUUUCCUGUCCAUAGUACAGCUGUCCCACUAACCAAAGCUAUUGCAGAAAUCAUGCCUAAAGCACAGCAGAGUCUCCACAUACUCAUGUUUUCUUCCCUGUAAGAAGAGACACUGAUGCCUCCUUAGCAGAGGAACUGGGGCUGAGUUUCUCACUAUCCACAUCRUCUUCUCCCCCUCCUUGAAACUUGCAUGACAUUGGUGUGUCAAAACCAGAGGCUGCAGGUUUAGUGCCAGUAGAGCCAGCAUUUUGAAAAGGUGUGGGAGCAUUGCCAAGCAGUCUAAAGCAAGUCKUGGAAUUAGCUCUGUGACAGGUAACUAAAUCUUCCACACCCACCCCUGYCUCUUCUCUGGUUCUGCAGCUGAGCCUGUGGGAAAGGAGACAGGAUAUCUCUUCAGCAUCACUAUCAGAUGAGUCAUUACCCCAGCUCUCCACUGAUUAUACUUUUAAGCCACCAGGACAGUGACUUACAAAAAAAUGAACAUUACAGUAAAUUUCCUGUGCAUGGUUUAUUACUAUGUGUAAAUGAGUAUACAACAACAUCUAGAACUAUAUGAG
Molecule: messenger RNA, 3409 nt
Organism: Malurus melanocephalus (red-backed fairy wren)
Lineage: Eukaryota; Metazoa; Chordata; Aves; Passeriformes; Maluridae
Gene: SIRT4
Product: sirtuin 4
Exons: 5
Coding region: 246-1193 (315 amino acids)
Molecular function (GO): NAD-dependent protein lysine deacetylase activity; NAD+ binding
Source: RefSeq, a predicted model, not a curated record